CUCUCUCUCUCUCUCUCUCUCUCUCUCUCUCUCUCUCAUAUUCAUAUAUAUUAUCAUCUCUCCUCUGCCUUUUCUCCCGCAAAUCUGGCUUUUUUGUCCCUACCUUUGAUUCUUUCGAAGGUCGGGGAAAUGGUGUGUUCAGGGCAAACGAUUCUCGUAACUGGCGGUGCGGGUUUCAUUGGAUCUCACACAGUGGUUCAGCUUCUCAAACAGGGAUUCGAUGUUUCCAUUAUCGACAAUUUCAACAAUUCCUCGAUGGAAGCAGUGAAUCGGGUUCGAGAUUUGGUGGGUCCGCAGCUUUCUCAGAAUCUCGAGAUCAACCAGGGUGAUCUCAGGAAUAAAGAAGAUUUGGAGAAGGUCUUCAACAAAAAGAAAUUUGAUGCUGUGAUCCACUUUGCGGGCCUGAAAGCAGUUGGAGAAAGCGUUGCCAAACCCCGCAAAUACUUCGAUAAUAAUAUGGUCGGCACUAUCAAUCUAUAUGAAGUUAUGGCAAAGUAUAACUGCAAAAAGGCAAUUUUUUCGUCAUCUGCCACUGUUUAUGGCCAACCUGAUGAGAUACCCUGUGUUGAGGAUUCUAAGUUACAGGCCAUGAAUCCUUAUGGACGGACGAAGCUUUUUAGUGAAGAAAUUGCUCGAGACAUUCAGAGAGCUGAGCCAGAAUGGAGAAUCAUUUUACUGAGAUAUUUCAAUCCAGUAGGGGCCCAUGAAAGUGGUAGAAUUGGUGAAGAUCCUCGGGGCAUCCCAAAUAAUCUAAUGCCUUACAUUCAGCAAGUUGCUGUUGGGAGAUUGCCAGUGCUCAAUGUAUAUGGAUAUGAUUAUCCGACAAAGGAUGGCAGCGCGAUACGGGAUUAUAUUCAUGUAAUGGACUUAGCAGAUGGUCAUAUUGCUGCCUUACGGAAGCUUUUUGCAACAGAAAACAUCGGUUGUACUGCUUACAACUUGGGAACUGGUUGUGGCACAUCAGUGCUCGAAAUGGUAGCAGCCUUUGAAAAAGCUUCCAGUAAGAAACUUCCAGUAAAAAUGUGUCCGAGAAGGCCAGGAGAUGCGACUGUUGUUUAUGCAUCUACAGAGAAGGCUGAGAAAGAACUAGGAUGGAAGGCAAAACGCGGCAUUGAGGAAAUUUGCAGGGAUCAAUGGAAAUGGGCAAGCAACAAUCCAUGGGGAUACCAGGGGAAGCCUUGAAUUAGCUUUGAAGAAUAGAACACAAUGCUCUUUGAUCCAGUUUCAGUGGAAACGUGUUGUAGAAGAGGAAGUCUGUCAUCAUUUUUUGGGCCCUAUACCAUAUCAUUUUGAGAAUACGAUUUGAAUAUAAUUCUUUGCCUGUAUGAUUGGUUCUUUACACUAUAAUCAUCAUUAUUUAUUUUUUCCAUGUUCAUUCUU
Messenger RNA from Prosopis cineraria, 1380 nucleotides. RefSeq names its product bifunctional UDP-glucose 4-epimerase and UDP-xylose 4-epimerase 1-like. Gene Ontology annotation, molecular function: UDP-glucose 4-epimerase activity; RNA binding. Gene Ontology annotation, biological process: galactose metabolic process; rRNA processing. Bases 130 to 1182 code for a protein of 350 amino acids. The transcript has 9 exons. The record is from RefSeq and is a predicted model, not a curated record. Gene Ontology annotation, cellular component: cytosol. NCBI's taxonomy places the organism in Eukaryota, Viridiplantae, Streptophyta, Magnoliopsida, Fabales, Fabaceae.